Messenger RNA from Microthlaspi erraticum, 1668 nucleotides. Lineage: Eukaryota; Viridiplantae; Streptophyta; Magnoliopsida; Brassicales; Brassicaceae. The record is from the annotation of a GenBank genome assembly.
AUGGACUUUGAUGAGUAUGAGUACUUAGAGAAGACAGUUGAAAAUCCCCUCCUGGAAAAUGAAGCUGGAAACGGUGGGGGUGAUGAGAAAGCUAAAACUGAAGUAAAAGAGCGGAGCAGAAGCUCAAGGCAUAGGAGUGAUGAGAAGAGGGACGAAGACGAGGAUGGUCGGCGUUCUAAGCGGUCGAGAUCGCACCAUCGUUCGCGAUCUAGAGACAGAGAGAGGGAUAGGCAUAGAAGUAGCAGGGAACACAGAGACAAGGAGAGAGGAGAUAGAGAUAAAGAAGAGAGAAAUGGGAAAGAUAGAGAGAGGGAAAAAGACAAGGAUAGAGACAGUAAAGUGCGUGACCACGAAAAAGAUAGGGAGAGGGAUCGAUCACGGCGAAGCAGAAGUCGGUCAGAGAGACAUCGGAGUCAGGAAAGAGAAAAGAGCCAGGAAAUAGAAGUUAAGGAAAGAGACACCAAGGAACGUGAUAGAGAUCGCAGACGCCACAAAGAUAAAAAGGAGGAUAAGGUAGAACCUGAGGCUGAUCCUGAAAGAGACCAGAGAACAGUUUUUGCCUAUCAGAUUGCUUUGAGGGCAACUGAAAGGGAUGUUUAUGAGUUCUUCUCUAGAGCAGGAAAGGUACGAGAUGUACGGAUAAUUAUGGAUCGUAUUUCCAGGCGUUCGAGAGGAAUCGGGUAUGUGGAGUUUUAUGAUACAAUGUCAGUCCCUAUGGCUAUUGCUCUAUCUGGACAGCCUCUUCUUGGUCAGCCUGUUAUGGUAAAGCCAUCUGAAGCUGAGAAGAAUCUUGUUCAGUCAACAACUGCUGCCGCUGGAGCAGGAGGGAUGCUGGGACCCUACUCUGGGGGAGCUAGACGUCUUUAUGUUGGUAACCUGCAUGUUAACAUGUCAGAAGAUGAUCUGCGAAAGGUUUUUGAAUCAUUUGGGAGUGUGGAGCUGGUGCAAGUACCUCGCGAUGAAACUGGCCUUUGCAAAGGAUUUGGAUUUGUUCAGUUUGCUCGCCUGGAGGAUGCUAGGAAUGCACUGAAUCUGAAUGGGCAGUUGGAGAUUGCAGGUCGUGCAAUCAAGGUGUCAGCUGUAACAGAUCAAACUGAAGUCCCUGAAGGUGGACAAAUGCAAAACACUGCUGAUCUAGAUGAUGAUGAUGGAUCUCUGUCUCUGAAUGCACAAUCGCGGGCACUUCUCAUGCAGAAGCUCGAUCGCAGUGGAACUGCAUCAAGCGCUGGCCUUACUACAGUCCCAUCUAUUUACGGUGUACCUUCGAUGGUGGCUCCUCCUCUUGUACAAGGGGGUUUUCCUCCUGUUGCCGGACUUGCAGGGGCCGGUAUCAUUCUCGGUGUAAUUCCAGCUGCGCUCGACCCUGUUGGUGUCCCCAACGAAUGUCUACUGCUUAAAAACAUGUUUGAUCCAUCCACAGAGACUGAACCUGAAUUUGACCUGGACAUCAAAGAUGAUGUUACAGAAGAAUGCUCCAAAUUCGGAAACCUGAAACAUAUCUUUGUUGACAAGAACAGCGUUGGUUUUGUCUACUUGCGAUUUGAAAACGCGCAAGCAGCAGUGGAAGCACAACGUGCUCUCCAUGGAAGAUGGUUCGCCGGAAAGAUGAUUACAGCUACUUACAUGACUACAGAGACUUACGAGGCCAAAUUCCCCGAGAGCAAGUAG